AUGAUGGCAUUGGUUAGAGCGUUUACUUCCAGUGCCGCCCAACGAGGAGUUAAUAUUGGAAAACCUGUGAAAAUACCAUUUGUACCUUUGGUGUCUGAAUCUGGUUUUCCAGGUGCAGUUGGUAACACUCCACUGUUGCGCUUAAACAAAUUGAGCAAAACUUGCAACGCAAACAUUUUAGCUAAAGCUGAGCAUCUCAAUCCAGGUGGGUCGGUCAAAGAUCGUGCAGCUCUCUAUAUCAUUAUGGAUGCUGAACAAAGGGGCUUGAUUAAGCCAGGAGGAACUAUUGUCGAAGGAACGGCAGGUAACACCGGUAUCGGCCUAGCACAUAUCUGUCGUGCACGUGGAUACAAGUGUGUCAUUUACAUGCCAAAUACGCAGUCUCAGGGUAAAAUUAAUCUGUUGAAACUACUAGGUGCCGAAGUGCAUCCAGUACCUGCUGUUCCUCUCGAUGACCCUAUGAACUACAAUCAUCAGGCCAAACGCCAUGCCUCUUCACUAGAAAACUCCGUAUGGACCAAUCAGUUUGACAAUAGGGCUAACCGCCAAGCUCAUAUUGAAACAACAGGCCCCGAGAUCUGGGCUCAAACGAAUGGCGAAAUUGAUGCUUUUACAUGUUCCACGGGUACAGGGGGAUCUUUGGCUGGUACAACUCGAUAUCUGAAAGAUAUUUCGAAUGGGCGUGUUCAAUCUUUUCUUGCGGACCCCCCUGGUAGUGUUCUUUAUAGCUACAUCACCUCCGGCGGAGUUCUUAAGGAAAGGUCGGGAUCCUCAAUCACUGAGGGGAUCGGUCAAGGGAGAGUCACUGAUAAUCUUGCUCCUGAAAUCGAAUCCAUCGAUGGCGCAGUACAAAUUCCUGAUGAGAAAAGCAUUGAGAUGGUUUAUCGUCUGUUGGAUGAAGAGGGGCUAUUUGUAGGCGCAUCUUCUGCGUUGAACGUAGUAGCAGCAUGCGAAGUUGCACAAAAGCUUGGACCUAACAGCACUGUAGUGACUUUGCUCUGUGAUUCCGCAGAGAGGUAUGCACCCAGAUUGUUCAGUCGCUCUUGGCUCGAUUCUAAAGGUCUCUCAAGCGCAAUCCCAAAUCAUUUACAAAAGUAUAUUGUGCUAGACUAG
This is a messenger RNA of Wickerhamiella sorbophila, 1113 nucleotides long. RefSeq names its product Cysteine synthase 1. The record is from RefSeq and is a predicted model, not a curated record. Gene Ontology annotation, cellular component: cytoplasm. Bases 1 to 1113 code for a protein of 370 amino acids. Gene Ontology annotation, molecular function: cysteine synthase activity. The transcript has a single exon. Lineage: Eukaryota; Fungi; Ascomycota; Dipodascomycetes; Dipodascales; Trichomonascaceae.